This is a messenger RNA of Cyprinodon tularosa, 9338 nucleotides long. RefSeq lists its product as uncharacterized. Gene Ontology annotation, molecular function: protein binding. Lineage: Eukaryota; Metazoa; Chordata; Actinopteri; Cyprinodontiformes; Cyprinodontidae. The transcript is spliced from 45 exons. Bases 229 to 8850 code for a protein of 2873 amino acids. The record is from RefSeq and is a predicted model, not a curated record.
UAUAUCUCGAAGUCUCCUAUUGGCCCGUUUGCACCCCCUGCUUAUUUUUCAUUGGUUCCUUGUAGCUUAAACUGCAAGCAUGUUCAUAUGAGUGAACUUCGUUAGCUUCAUGAAAUAAACUACAAUCGACAAUCAACAGGGAUGGGAGAGCCUCCUGCGGUGAGCCCUCAGCAGCUAACAGGAGGCGAGGAGUGACGCUGAAAGAGGCAGCUGGGAUUGCUCUGGGAAAUGAAGAAGUUAUUCGGCUUUACGAAGAAAAAGAAGAACUCAUCUGGCACCUCUGACAAUGUCAGCGCUCUCUCUGAUGGCUACGAACUGAAAGACAAAGAUCUGGGCAAAAUCCACAAAGCUGCCCUCCAGGCUGACUUGGCAAAGCUGAAGCAGCUGCUUAAGAAAAAUGAUGUCAAUCAAGUUGACAAGGAAAGCAGAACUGCGCUUCAUGUUGCCUGUGCUACUGGUCAUGCUGAAGUGGUGCAGCUCCUUGUUGAUAGCAAAGCCAAGCUUGACCUACGAGACAAUCAACACAGAUCCGCCUUAAUGAAGGCUGUUCAGGGCCAGCAUGAGGGCUGCUUGACUAUAUUGUUGGAAAACGGAGCCAGUCCCAAUCUAGAGGACAUCAAUGGGAACACAGCCCUCCAUUUAGCAGCAAACAUCCCGUCGCUAUCCAUGGCAGGACUGUUGCUGCACCAUGGGGCCGAAAUCAACGCUCAAAACAAGGAGGGCUUCACGCCGCUGACCGUAGCAGUCCGUGAGGACCGGUUAGAAAUGGCCGAGUUUCUCCUGAAAGAGACGGCUGACGUGAAUUCUCUGGACCGAGAACACAGGUCUCCUUUGAUGCUCGCUGCCGGCGGCGGGCAACACAGGAUGGUCAAGCUUCUCUUGCAGUUCCAGCCAGACGUCACGAUUCAGGACGACAAAGGCUGGUCAGCUGAUGACUACGCAGUAAGAAAUGGCCAUAACAGUUGUUGUCUAUUGAUCACAGAACAUGGAACCAAGCAGACUCCUAGAGCCUCCGUCUCACAUCCAGGUCCAAGCAAGAAGAAAAACAUUUUGGCUUUUCCUUCCCAAGAUGUUGACACAAGCUUUUCUUUAGGAGGACCAGCCACUAAUAAAGAGCGUGGAACAAAUGAAGCAGGGGGAGAUUUGGAAGAUGAUUCCUUGUCAGAGUCAGUUAGUCGAGCUUCUAAAAGUGCGAAUGAUGAGUGGCCUUCAACAGAGGAUGAGGAUGAAUCUGCAGAAAAGAAACCAUCUAAGAUCAGCCAAAUAUUUGGAUCUAAAAUGGGAAAAGCUCCUGUGCUACCCGAAACGUCCCGGAGUGACACAGAAUCAGAGGAGGAAAGUGAAACUGGUGUCCAAAGAAUCCCAGCCUCUCCUCAGCACCCAGUAGAUCUCCCAGCCGUUUCCUCCCUUCUUCCCAAAUCACCCCGGAUGGCUUCUACUCCUCUCCCAAGCGCUAGAAAGGGAGAAAGUUCACUAAAAGGAGUAAAAGGAGAGCGAUAUUUAGGGGCUAACAACUCCCAGCAGGCAGCCUCUGUCAGUGAGGACUCUGAAGAAGACGCAGAGGAAGAAGAAAUUGAGGAAGAGGAGGAGGAAGAAGAAGAAGAGGAUGAUGAUGAGGAGGAGGAAGAGGAGGAGAGUGUAGAAAGUGAUGAAAGUGAAGAAGAGGAGGAAAAUGAGGCUUAUGAAUCUGAGGCAGAAGGCUCUACGGUGGAUUAUACCACAGCUGAUGCUCAAAACGCUCCUUACACUGAUUCCCCUCCUCCCACUGGGUCUGCUGUAAAACUCCAGAUUAAUUAUAUAUCGGAGAAAAGUGACAAAGCAGAGGCAGAAAACACGGAUCUCAACAGACCCGAUGGAGCCCAAAGCUUUGCCCGGCCAGCAACACUAGAUGUUGCAGAGGACUGCAUUGUUUCUGCCAUUAGGGUGGAAUCUAAGCUGUCUGAUGAAGACGAGGAAUGCAUGAAGCCAUCACAUCUCCAAAUCAAUCCAAAUCAAUGUCCAACAGAAAGAUGGGUCCGGUCACCUGGCAGGAUCAAAGAUGUAGGGUCAGACAGAGAAACAGGAGAUGAGGACAAGGAUUCCUUGAGCGAUAAGCAAAACAGUGCAGACAGCCAUGAUGAUCAGGGAGGCAAUGAAGAAGAGGGAAUGGGCGGCAGCGCUUUGAUCGCCCUUCCAAGAUCGCUGUUAGCCAAGGUCGGAGAAAACACUGAAUCUGAUGUGGAAGACCAUGGAUCGUCAGAGAGGGAGCCUUUUAAACGUAGAUCCUCAUGGGGCUCCUCGAUGGAGGGAAGUGACGCCGACGAACCUGAAGAGAGGCAGGCAGAUGAUCACGUCCUACAACAAGAACAGGAUGUUCCAGCACUGGGAAAGCAGCAGCAAGCAGCUUCUUUACCUCCAGAAGUGGAGCAGCAUGCUACCUCAUUGGAGUCUUCCUCACCUCUAUCGCCAUCUGCAAAACCAGGUCUGCAAAGUUCUCCUGAGGCUCGAAUCAAACCAGCUGCAGCAACUGCAGGUGAAUCUGACUGGGAUUCUUCCGAAGCCGACAACCAAGAAGAUCCUGGUGCUAAAUAUGACGCUACCUCAGCUGAUUCUCAAGCAGCUGCUGAGGCUCACUGCAAGGUGAAACAUACGCACCAAUUCUCCUUGGAAGAAGAGGACAGACACGGGAUUUAUAAAGAAUCCAGUGACCCCUCCCUGGUAGCACCCGAGAAUGAAAGCCCUAAACAGGCAGCGUUUGAGGACGGAGAACCAGCAGCGUCUUUCUUGAAAAUGGAAGAAAGGUUUGAUUCUGAAAAGGAGGAAGGGGGCAGCAGUAGUUGGGAAGAUGAAAGUGCUGAUUCAGAGAAGCAGCUAACAUCACUUCCAACUGAUGUCAAUUUGCCGUCACUGAACCCCGAAGACGGAAGGUCAGUCGAUGAGAAAGACGCCAAAACAGACUUUAUUCAGGCUGAUGACAACAAAGUGAUUCCCUGCUCCCUUAUUGAUGGACGUUAUGAUGGCAAAGAUGAAACCAAAGCUCAGGGAGAACAGAUGCAUGCUGGGAAAAUCCAGAGUAAAGACAGUGAGUCUAGUGAGGACUCAGACAGCAAGCAUCAAAAACUCCAGUAUAGCUUUGCUAGCGCUACAAUCAAACCACUAGAUGUUCCUGAUUCUGUUGGCGCUACUGGUUUGAGUGGACAUGUAGGUGGCAGGUCAGUGGAUGAGAGUGAAGCUAGAUUAACAUCAUUUGCUCCACUUGAAAAUAAAACUGGAAAAACAGGAGGGUCGUAUGACGACGGACGGAGCAAAGAUCUGGGUGCCAGUGGCCAGCUUCUGAGUUCAGAGGUGUCUGAUGAGGCGUUACCUCAGACUGACAUUGAUGAUGUGGACCUAAGCUCAUCUGAUCCAUCUGAGAACACCAGCAUGAGAUUCCCAGAGCUAAAACACACUGCAGAGACUGAUGUUCAGCAACUAAAUUCCACUGAGGAUGAGGAUGAGCAAGAGGGUGAUGAAGAGGACCAUGACAACCAGUCUGAAGAUGGUGGGAAGGUCUGUGACGCAGCUUCCACUCUUCACAAAGCAGAAGGUGGUCAAGUUAUAGAAAGAGAUUUUCGCUCAGAGCUUGGUCUGACCACAGAGGAAGAGGAGGAAAGUCCAUGGGACUCUGAACCCAACUCUGAACUUUCCAACAUACCUCAUAAAGAGGAGCAAGAUCUAGAUGGUCUAAUUCUAGAAGAAAAGCCUGCUCUUCAGGAUCCCCUCAAAGAAAAUAUGUUUUACAUUCCUUCUUUUUUAAGAGGGAAGGGAUGCAGUAGGAUGGCAGAGGUGUGUGUAGGCACGCCACAAGGCAGCCAGGGAGAGGCUGGAAAAGACGGUAAACAGGAUGUAGGGGGGGGCGCUGAUAAAGACGCUACACUACAGAAAAAGAGUGAAAGUCCAAAACGGGAACUGCGAAGAAUUUUCAGCAAACCUAAAGAAGAAAUGGACAUCGGGGAAGAGCUCGGCGUGGGAGACGUCGACGAUCUGGAAGAUGGAUCAGACUGGGAUUCUACCAGUAUUCCCAGUAAGGGGGCCUUGCCUGGGUACCCUGAGCUCAAAGAGUUUCAGGAAGAUGCUAAUUCUUCUGGUAGCGAACAGAUUGAAGAUGCUGCUCCUGCCGGCACACCAACCCAGUCCGCUCCUCAGCCCCGACCCCGUGUGAGGAUGAGGAUCCCUCAGAAACCGGACAGCGAGGAAGAAUCAGAUUCAGAGCCAGAGAAAACGACAGGCUCUGAAAAGAAGUCUUUGUCUGACAAUCAGCUGCAAAAUGUUGCUGAGCAGCUGGCAGGUUCUGCUGAACUCUCAGUGACGACAGGAAAUACUGAAAGAGGCUUAGACUUUGAAGACCAACAAGUAAAGGACAACAAGGGUGCAGAAGGUGGAUGCGACUUCAGUUUGCAAAACUUAGGCCCCGCAGGCUCUGACACUGAAGAACAGGACGAUGAUGGCCUUAAAGAAAAGUCUGGUGGAGAUAAACCCUGGGAGAAGCGCUACGAGAACCUCUGGGUGGAGUUGGAGAAAAAGGAGGUCAAAUCCUCCUUUAAGAGUGUCGCUGGGGAAUUAAAAGAGAAGUUUGGAGAAAUGUUGAACUCAGGGAGUCUGUCAGAAAAGGCUAGCCCUGCAUCCAGCUCUGCAGAUGAUGAUUCCAGUGAAGAAGUGGAUGAAGAAGUCACUGUUGGACCUGCAGCUAGAGCGACAUCUACUGUUCUGCUUACCAGACAGGAGGGGUCCGCUUUAGGGCCCCCUGAUCACUCCAUGUGUGAGGAACGGUGGCAGGACUGUGAUCAGGCAGUUCGGGAUCAUAAGUCCGCUCUAAUCACAGCUGAUGUUCCAGGCGCCUCUUCAUCACAGCUCAGCGCUGCCCAGGAAAGGGAAGAGCAUUUAAACCAAAGGGAUAAAACCAAAACCCAACUUCAUGAAGCUGGGAGGAGCAUUUCACCUUCAGGGUCUGAGCCGCCUCUACAUCUAGACGUCUCCAACAGAGAAGGACACGAUGAAGAGGACGUGGCAAAGUUUACCUCUGAGAUCAUCAGCAAACCAGCAGCUAAACUAGAGGAGGGAAAGCCGUUAGCCUCCUGGGAUAGCAGUGAAACGGGGGGAAAACCUGAGACCUGCGCAGGAAGCCGGAUGGAUCGAGCUGAAGAAUGUGAUCAGGAGCAGCUUUUUCCUUCAAAAAGAGCUGCAGUCCAGCAGAGCAGCAAGAGGAAAGAGAAGCCAGGUGUAGCAGGAAGAUUCCAGAUGGAGCUGCAGGCCCCAGGGCCCCCGUCCAGCGGGGCCCCUCAGACCUGCAAACAUGAAGAUCCCUUCUCUGUGUUUGAGGAGAGUCCUUUAAGUGACGUGUCGGACGAUGAAAAAAGGUUGUUGACUAGAAGGCAGCAGAAAAGGAAGAUGCAGAAGCCUGAAGACAUAGACACAGCAGAUGAUUUAGAUGAGCUGACCGAGUCCUCGGACACAGCCACAGAUGACAUGGACUCGCCCACCUCAGGCUACCGUCACGCCUCCCUCCUCAUGCAGAGGCUGACUUCAUCCACUUUUGACUCAACCAGUAUCACAAAGCUGCAGAACAUUUUCCAUGAGUAUGAACGCGCCAUCGAAAAAGUGAAAAGCCGCCAUGGGUAUCUGGAAGAGAAGGUUAGCCACCUGGAAAUGGAAAGGGAGGCGCUAAAGGGCUCCCUGGAGGAGGUUAAAGAUGCAAAAUCUCUGCUGGAGCGCAACCAGUUAGAACUGCAGACCCAAGUCACAAACCUGAAAUUUCAACUGAAGCAAGAGCAGGAAAACCGUCAUAAUGCCACCAUGAUGUACAACGCUACCAGGGACAAGCUGCGGAGGUUGGAGGAGCAGCAUCAGAUGGAGGUUCAGGAGAAGCAGAAAGUGGAGCUGACACUAAGAAACGUGGAGCUGGAUAUGAGAACGCUGAUCAGCAACGCCAAACAGCUGGAAGAGGAGCACGCCGAGACGCAGAGGCUGCUGGCUCAGGAACGCAGCACACGGGCCCUGCAGGAAAACCUGCUCAACAGUCAUCUCAGAAAGCAGCAAGAGAUGGAGGUGGAGAACAAGAGAAUCAUCAGCAGCAGCAGUGAGGCUUUGUCUCAGCUCACAGAAGCCAGUGACAGAGAACGAGAGCUUCUCCAGCAGACGGCUUCGCUGCAGGAGCAGCUGUCCAUGCUGAGGACCGAUCUUGAACGAUCGCAGGCGAACGGCGAGCUUAAAGAGAGCCAUCUGCUGGAGGAGAACGAGACGCUGAAAGAGCAGCUAGAAGACGCUCGGCGAGACCUCAAAAUCAGCAACGACAGCGUAGCCCAGACCGUCUUCACCUGCCACAACCAGCUGGCCGCCCUCAAGGCAGAGCUGGCAAAAACGGCGAGCCGACUGGAAAACGAACGGCAGGCCCGUGAGACGCUGGAGGCAGAGGUGGAGUCGACGCGCAGCCGCCUGGCCGGGGCCGUGAAGGAGGCGGAGCUCCGUCUGGCGGCUCAUUCAGACUCUGAGAAAACUUUGAUCUGGGAGAGAGAAGAACACCAGAGAAUCAGAGACCGACUCAAUGGUGAAUUAGCCUCCCAGCGUGAGGCAGUAAGCAGCCUGUCACAGAAGCUGGCCAAAGCUGAAGCUCGUGCAAACAGCAUGGAGAACGAGGUGCAUCGGGUCACUCUGCAGCUAACGGAGAAAGGUCUGCUGCUGGACGUCCUGCAGAGAGAGAAGGAGCAGGCGGCGACUCGCACCAAGGAACUAGAAAACGCUCUGCAUGCAGAGAGGGAGCAGGUCAGCCGUGCAGCGGCGCGCCAUGAAGCAACGCAAGAACGGCUAGCCCAAGCCCAGAGCGAGGCCAUGCUGCUACGGCAACAACUAGAGGAGGCCAACAACAAGGGGUCUGCAAAGGAGCGUGCCGUCACAGACGCCCAGGAGCGCUUCACGGACAUCCUGUCCAAGCUGCGCUCUGAUGGCGAGGGGAGGGUUCAGAUGGUGGAGGACAGAAACAAGGAGCUGGCUGCCAAGGCUGCAGAUCUUCGUGAUCAGAUUUAUAAGUUAGAGGAAGAAAAAAAUGAACGAGAGACCAGCAUGAGGCAGCUGCAACAGGAGCUAGCCGACUCUCUGAAGAAGCUGUCAAUGAGCGAAGCCUCCCUGGAGGUCAACACACGCUAUCGCAACGACCUGGAGGAGGAGAAAGCUCGGCUCCUCAAAGACAACGACCGACUCAGAGGAAAGCUUGAUGAAAGCGAGGAUCAGUACGUUCAGGCAGAGCGACGGAUCAACAGCCUGAAGAGCAGUCUGGGGGACAGGGAGAAGGAACUUAGCAGUGCAGCUCAGAAACUCCAGGAGGCGCUGUCUGCCGCCGCUGCUGCCGAGCUGACCGUCAAACAGCUGGAGGGCGCCGUGCAACGGCUGGAGAUCGAGAACGCCCGACUGGAAGCUGCUGCAAAGCAACAGGCCAAUAAGAUUGAGGUUCUUCAGAAAGGAGCUCAGGAAGCUGCUAUGCUAGCUGACAGCUCAGCUGGAGGAGGGGUGCGAGGCCGUCUGGAAGACAUGGUAACUAAUCUCCAAAGCAGCAAAAUGACCUUAGAGGAGCAGCUGAACAAAGAGGUCCAAAAACAAAGCAGGUUAUCUCACAGCGCUCAGGAUUCCCAGACGCUGUGGGAGGAGGAGCUAAAGAGCCGCUCUAAGUUAGGCCUGCGUCUGGCCGAGCUGGAAAAGGAAAAGGGAGAGCUCACCUCUCAGAUGGAGAUGGAAAAGAAGAAAGCGAAGAAAAUGGCCGAGCAGAAGAAGGCGGCCGACACGCGCCUCGAUCAGGAGAUGAAGAGGAACAUGGAGCUUCAGAAAGAAAUGUACAGGCUACGCACUUUAUUGAAGACUGCAAAGAAGAAGCUGCGGGAUCAAUACGGCGGUGGAGCCGAGGCGGCCUCUCUGCGGUUGGAUCAGGGCCGACCGGCUGACGCCACUUUGGCAUGGAUGAAGGAAAAGGUGGAUGAUCUGCAGGGACAGCUGGAGAAGGAAACGUCUCGUCGUAACCAGCUAGAGAAGAUCAACGAGCAGCUUAAGGAUCAGGUGGCGUCCCUAAAAGGAUUGGGCCGUAGUCACGAUGAGCAGGAGAGAAGCAGGAGGCUGCUGGAGGAGGAGGUGUUGGAACUGAGGCGCCGACUGGAGGCCAAUCAGAUCCAGAGGGAGCAGCACCGCCGUGAGAUGGAGGAGAAAGCCCAGCGGGACCUUAAAGACAAACUGGAGCAAGUCAACCUGUUCCUGCAGUCCCAGGCAGCUUCUCAAGAACAACUAGACCAGCUUAAAGCUGCCAACGAGGCCAACCUGCGCACCCAGCUGGAGCAGAGGAUCCAGGAGCUGGAGGCGGAGCUUGGCCGGGCCCGCAGCGGUCAGCUGGAGAGUCUGAACCAAAGAGAGUCUGAGCUGGAGCGCCACCGACAGCUCUACAAUGAAGAGAUGCGCCAGCGGAAGUCCCUCGCUGCUAAACUGGACAGGGCCAACAGUCGGCUCUCAGAAGCUAACUCCAAGCUGCUCAGCGAGCGCAGCAGGUCUUUCCUGGCUAACGGGAGCCCGGUGCGUCUCUCCCCAGUGGACCCCGGGGCCGCCGUCGGGUCCCUCAACAGGAGCUUUGGUUUUCCCCUCAGUCCUGUGACAGAGCGCGGGGUGGAGGACUACCUGGCUAAGAUGCAGAGUGAGUUGGAUAAAAACAUAUCGAAAGAACUGAGCAAAGCUGCAGCAGAGCUGGACGCCGCCUCCAUCCGUCUGUCUCCUGUGGGCUCGGCCGGCGCAGCCGAGCUGGACCCCCUCAGCAGAGCAACGCAGCAGUAUUUGGAGGUGCUGAAGAAGAACCGUAGGAUCUAACUCCACAUUUUAGCUGCCAACCAUCAGAAACUAAGAAGAUUUUAACCCAUGUUUGGUUUUUUAUCUUGUGUCAUGAAAAAAAAUCUACUUUAUUGCACAUUGAGGGAGGAGUCUCUGAACAGGAACAAUUUAAAAAAAAAAAAAACCUCAGAAGUAUUUUUCUGGAUGAAAUCCUAGUUUGGAUUUUUAUUUUGGAGAAUUUCUGUAUUUGUAUUUCUUUGUUUUGGCCAGUUUAUGUCGUCUGGUACGUGCCAUCCAAUGGUGCAAUAUCUGUUGCAGUCUUAAAUAUCGAUUUAUUUAUUUACUUAAUGAACACUAUAAACUUGAAGAUGACGAGCUGGAUUCCUCUCCGGCUAUAAAACAUUUCAGAUUUUUUAGUUGGUUUGAUUAAAAGGCCAGUUUGCUAUUUGUUUUUUCUUCAGAUAAAGUUUUUAUUUUGAAAAUAUUGCUGUAAUGCAUCAAAUAAAUGAGGAAAAAGAAACUAUAAA